Molecule: messenger RNA, 600 nt
Organism: Mucor velutinosus
Lineage: Eukaryota; Fungi; Mucoromycota; Mucoromycetes; Mucorales; Mucoraceae
Exons: 2
Coding region: 1-600 (199 amino acids)
Source: RefSeq, a predicted model, not a curated record
AUGAUCACUGAUCCAGCCUUGAAAAACAAAAUGAUCCUCAUUCACGGUGUCAUGAUGGCCUUUGUGUGGCUGAUUGCUGUGCCAAGCGCUAUAUUGCUGAGCAUGUAUGCAAGAAAAAAGAAGAAGCCUUGGGGCCCAAAAGUGCACAUGUUGAUCAUGGCUUCAGCAGCAUUCAUACCAUAUACUGUGUCAGCUAUUCUGGCAUUCACAGUGGCAGGUCAAAUCAACCCCAAGCCGCAUUCAAGCAUUGGCACUGUCCUAUCCGUUGGCUUAUGGUGCCAAGUAACAUUGGGUGUGGUGAAUCACCUCGUAUUCAGAUAUAGACGGAAGAAUAAUUGCCUACCCAAUAAAAGACCAUGGAACAACUAUGUUCAUAUAUGGCUUGGCUCUAUUCUGGCCGUUUUAGCAUUGGUCAAUAUACCAUUGGGCAUGAGAAUCAAGAGAGCGCCCAUGUCCUUCUUCAUUGGAUACGCUGUAUGGGUUACUGUCCUUGCUAGUGCGUAUCUGUACUUGACUUGGAUGAAGGAGGAAGCGACUCACGCAUCCAUUGAGCACAAGACACAUCCUGAAGAGAUUAAAAUUGCCAAUGAAACCAAAUAA